Messenger RNA from Xyrauchen texanus (razorback sucker), 3860 nucleotides. RefSeq names its product T-box transcription factor TBX4-like. The transcript has 9 exons. Gene Ontology annotation, molecular function: RNA polymerase II cis-regulatory region sequence-specific DNA binding; DNA-binding transcription factor activity, RNA polymerase II-specific. Lineage: Eukaryota; Metazoa; Chordata; Actinopteri; Cypriniformes; Catostomidae. The record is from RefSeq and is a predicted model, not a curated record. Gene Ontology annotation, biological process: angiogenesis; positive regulation of DNA-templated transcription; regulation of transcription by RNA polymerase II. Gene Ontology annotation, cellular component: nucleus. Bases 337 to 1977 code for a protein of 546 amino acids.
UGAGCCAUGGUAUUCACCCUAGUUUUUUAGGGAACCAAGCUGUUCCGCGGAUAGCCCGUGUUUCCAAGAAAACAUCACGAAAUAAAUUCCCCUAUUCACGUUUGAGACGAAUCCUCUCCGGUGAUACAAGGCUGCCAGCGGUAUUUCAACAGAAGCAGACCACGGGGAAGAGACGGCUCUCGUGCUCAUUAUCAGAUAGAGGGGAUGCUGAGCAGCUACAGUGCACAAGACUGAACGACGCACCGGAACGGAACUUCCUGAUGUAAUCUCGCCUUGGACGGAUUAUUGCGAUUUGGAAUGAUAUGGAGGAUUUCAGUACAUAAUAUUUUAUGAGAAAUGCUACAGGAGAAGGCCUUAGUGGUGGCUGAUGAAGGCAUGACGGUGGCCCAGUCCAGUGCGCGUCCUGAGCUUACCAGUGAUUCCUCACAUCUGGGCUUGCCUACAACUCCCAGCAUUCCCCAGAACAAUGAGCCUGACCAGAACAUUGAAAACAUCAAAGUGAUUCUUCAUGACAGGGAACUAUGGAAGAAGUUCCACAAGGCAGGAACUGAGAUGAUCAUCACCAAAGCAGGCAGACGGAUGUUCCCCAGCUACAAAGUCAAAGUCACAGGGAUGAACCCCAAGACCAAAUACAUCCUUUUAACUGAUAUUGUUCCAGCUGAUGACCAUCGUUACAAGUUCUGUGACAACAAGUGGAUGGUGGCAGGAAAAGCAGAGCCCGCCAUGCCUGGAAGACUCUACGUCCACCCAGAUUCUCCCGCAACAGGGGCCCACUGGAUGAGACAGCUGGUCUCCUUUCAAAAGCUAAAGCUCACAAAUAACCACCUUGAUCCAUUUGGGCACAUCAUCUUGAACUCUAUGCACAAAUAUCAGCCCAGAUUACACAUAGUGAAAGCUGAUGAAAACAAUGCAUUUGGCUCUAAGAACACUGCUUACUGCACACAUGUCUUCCAUGAGACAGCUUUCAUCUCGGUUACAUCCUAUCAGAACCAUGAGAUCACCCAGUUAAAAAUUGAGAACAAUCCUUUUGCCAAAGGUUUCCGUGGCAGCGACGAGGGUGAUUUGCGUGUGUCCAGACUUCAAGGGAAAGACUACCCUGUGAUUUCUAAGAACAUGGUUCGACAGCGGCUUAUCUCAUCACACGGCCAUCUGUCGGGAAAACUGGGUGCAGGUGUUCUGAGUAGCCACCCACAGAUGGUUUCUCACUAUCAAUAUGACAGUGGCAUUCCCCUGCCAAACUCUGAUUCACAGGAAGCUCUUUCGAACUCCUUCCCAUCUAGUCGGGAAUCCAGCCUUAUUUACCAUUGCUUCAAGCACAGAGAUAACACAAGGCACUUAGAGCUAGGAAGCAAACGUCCCUAUCUGGCCACAACAGCCUCUGCAGUUUCAGAGGAGCAUUAUUUCCGCUCUCCUCCAUCCUAUGAACCACCCUUGCUGUCCCAUCCAUACUGCAGUGAAGCUUUGGGUUCCAGAGAGGCAUGCAUGUAUGGAGGAAAUGAGGGAGAGGCAGGGGGCACAGUGGGUACAGAUGACCUACAAGCCCCCUCACUGAACUGCAAUAUGUGGGCAUCAGUGCAACCAUACCCACGUUAUAGCAUGCAGACUAUGGAAGCAAUGCCAUACCAACCCUUCAUGGCCCACUUCAAUAGUACAGCCACUGCUGCCUCUGUGGUUCCUCACCACUCUCCGUCCAUGCAGCGUUCACAUCCGGCACCACAUCCUGACCUAGUCACUUUCACCACACAGUGUGCACUUCCACCCACACCAUCUUCAUCAUCCUCCUCCUCCUCCUCUGGGCUCACCUGCCAUGACAGAGCUGCACAUUUCUCCCCGUUUAAUAGGAAGGCUGGAUCACCAUUGUGUUCACAAAGGGAUUUCAUUGCCUAUCCAGCCCAUAGCCCUACUUCAACACGAGAACCAACCUAUCAGUACCAAACAGGCCUGAGCAGUGUUGGUACCCAUUGGACUGACAGCUGAGUAACCCAUAUCAUCAUUUAAUCCACAGCUUUCAACAAUGACUUUCCUCUUCUUCUCUGAACAAGUGCAAUGAGAUUGUUAAGCCAUACAGCCAAGAUGCUACAUUGUAAAGCAAGAGCCAUAAAUCUAUUUAGCCUCGUAGUAUAGGAUGGCCAAAAUAUGUGGCACUGUGUAUUUAUCUGAAUUUGAGAUGUUGCAGUUGAAUGUUCAGGUGAUGAGAUCGAGCACUAAUAGCACCUAAUGAACUAUGUUGAUAUUAAAAUCUGUGAAAUGUUUCAGUGCCAGAUUUAUGUACUAAGAAGUAAGCACAAAGUGUGUGCCAAUUGUACUAAUGCUAUGGCAGGGAUAAUUAGGCCACGUCCACACCAAUUCCUUUAAUUUUUUAAAAUGCAUUGAUAUUUCUAUUUUUACACCACUCAACCACCUGAAACAAAAUGUUCCUCCUUUCAAAAUACCCUCUCCAUAACAACAACAUUUAAAAAACAAUGACAUAAAGAAACUAAAUACAGAGUUUUAAAACGGAUUAGUGUGAAUGUGGCCUUAGUGUAUUGGGUGCAUAAAUUAAAAAAUCAUGUUUAUAUAUAUAUAUAUAUAUACCCUUUUCUCCCAAUUUGUAAUGCCCAAUGCCCAUUACUUAGUAGGUCCUCGUGGUGGCGCGAUUACUCACCUCAAUCCAGGUGGCAGAGGACAAGUCUCAGUUGCCUCCGCUUCUUAGACCGUCAAUCUGUGCAUUUUAUCAUGUGGCUUGUUGUGCAUGACACUGCGGAGACUCAUGCUACCCUCUGCAAUCUAUGCACCUUACCACAAGCCCCAUUGAGAGCGAGAACCACUUAAUCAUGAGAACGAGGAGGUUACCCCAUGUGACUCUAAUCUCCCUUGCAACCGGGCCAAUUUGGUUGCUUAGGAGACCUGGCUGGAGUUACUCAGCACACCCUGGAUUCGAACUCAUGUCUCCAGGGGUGGUAGUCAGCAUCAAUACUCACUGAGCUACCCAGCCCCAGUGUCAGAUUAUAUUGAGAAACUUAGUUUUUAGUUAACCUUAACAAACUUAGUUACUGAGGCAUCCUUCUUUCUCUUGUAAUGUUAAGAGUGUCUUAAACCUGUGCCAAGCCAAAAUAUUUGUUGGAGGAGUUCUUUUGCAGUGAGUUAACAGAAUCAAUUGUUUUUAAUAUUAACACAAUAAAGAAUAAAAAAAAAGGAUUUUCGAAUUUAAGUGUAUUGCUAAUGUUUGCUUUGCAAUCCAAUAACAUAUAUGCAGUGAUUAUGUAUUAAAAUAUCUGACCCUCUGCCAUAAUCAAACCAUUUGCAAUUAGAUUAAAUGAAUGCAGACUCAAAUAUGUCUUAGAAAUCUUCAGCACAGUAGAGUUGGAUGCGCUCUUAUGCAAGUACUCAUAUUUUAUAGGACCAUGUGAAUGCAGUUUAAGGCCAACUGAACUAAGUGCUGGUAGAGAAGGGUUUGAGCAUAAUCCAAACGUGUGCAAUUAGUCCAAUGGAACAUCAGAGAAGUUCCUUGCAACCAGAUGGAAGCUUUAAGAAUGACCAUUAAGCCAAGUGGAGAGAAGAAUGGAGAAGAACAGAGAACUCCACUGAAGUCCAAAAACUUAACUGGCUGGGUUGGAAAAUCCUUACAAGAUUGAAAAUGUAAAACAGCUUCUUCAGGCAGGCAGCCACAAGGCAAAUUCAAAGAGGAUCACAAAGGGUACCACUAGUAGGCCAGCAUUUCUAAUGAAGGAAAACAGGAUAUGUUAAGGGAGCAUAUGGUUAUGACAAAAAGUUAAUUCAGCAUGUAACAAAAAAUCUCAUUUGAGUUAUUUUUACACAGCUGUAGAAUAAACUGUAGCUUUUUGUGGUCUCCCAUUGUGAGUUCACUAUGUAUCAGUGUG